Aspergillus campestris IBT 28561 is the source of this 1810-nucleotide messenger RNA. RefSeq names its product putative lysyl-tRNA synthetase. Gene Ontology annotation, cellular component: mitochondrion; cytoplasm. The transcript is spliced from 5 exons. Gene Ontology annotation, biological process: mitochondrial lysyl-tRNA aminoacylation. Gene Ontology annotation, molecular function: tRNA binding; ATP binding; lysine-tRNA ligase activity. NCBI's taxonomy places the organism in Eukaryota, Fungi, Ascomycota, Eurotiomycetes, Eurotiales, Aspergillaceae. Bases 79 to 1725 code for a protein of 548 amino acids. The record is from RefSeq and is a predicted model, not a curated record.
UGAUUCUUUCUGGAUUUUGAGGAUGGGAUGUGAGCUCCCUGCGUAGACCGGUUUUUUCUUUACUUCACAUUCUUCGCAAUGAUGUCUGUUCGCCCCCGGUGGGCGCUACAGCUGCGAGGGAAUCUGCGACUCAGUGCAGGCUUUUCCCACGUAAAACACUCUUUUCACGCGCCUCUGCCGCGCCGGUCCACCCAGACAAGGUGUAGCAGUACCGCGUCUCCGGAGAGAGCUUUCCAAGACCGGCUGCGGGAAGUCCAGAACGCCUACGCAGAGUCGUACCCCCGUCUGGCUUCCGACUCCCGGUCUGUGAGCUGCGCGGAGUUCCGCGAGCGGUACAACCAGCUAGCCAACAAUGAAACAGUAGAAGACCAGUCGGUCAUAGUGCAUGGAAGGAUACGUACCUAUAGACUUGCUGGAAGCAAAUUGAUAUUCUUCGACUUGGUUCAAGAUGGCCACAAGGUCCAGAUUAUGUGCAAUCUGCGUCGACUCGAGGGGCUGUCCCGGGAGGAGUUUAAGAAACUGUACCGGCUUCUUCGCCGGGGUGAUGCCUUUUCUGUAACAGGUAGACCGCACCGGACCGGACGAGGCGAGCUCACGGUCGUGGCCACAGAGCUGCCCCAGCUCCUGGCCCCCUGCCUGCACGACGUCCCCCUCGAUGCCACUGAACAUGAACACUCGCCUUACCCUCGCCAUGUCCAGUUCCUGGCGGACAAGACCGCGGCGGAUACGAUCAAGGCCCGCUCGGCUAUCAUCCAAUAUCUCCGUCGGUUCUUCCUCGACCGAUCCUUCAUGGAAGUCGAUACUCCCAUCAUCGGAGCAGUGGCUGGCGGCGCCAUCGCCCGUCCUUUCUAUACAGCCGCGACGGAGUUUCCCGAUCGGGAGCUGUCGCUGCGCAUCGCGCCAGAGCUGUGGUUGAAGCGUCUGGUGAUUGGCGGAUUUGAUCGGGUGUUUGAGAUUGGUCCUUCAUUCCGUAAUGAAGGAAUUGAUAAAACACACAACCCAGAAUUCACGACCUGUGAAUUCUACCACGCCUACGCCAACCUAGAGGACCUGAUGACCAUCACAGAGAACCUCCUCUCAGGCCUAGCCUCUCACAUCCACGCCCUCAACCAAGAUAACACGCUCACACCAACAACCGUCGACUUCACCGCCCCAUUCCGCCGAAUCGACUUCAUCACCGGCAUCGAGGAAAAGAUCGGCCGCAAACUCCCCGACCUCGAAUCCGCCGACGCCCUCGACCAAGUCAAGCACAUCUUCUACGACCUCUCCCUAACCAUCCCCGAGAACCCAACUCUUCCCCGACUCCUAGACGAGCUAUGCGGCACAUACGUCGAACCAGACUGCAUCAACCCGACCUUCAUCAUCAACCCGCCCGAGUGUCUCUCUCCACUCUCCAAGUCCUUCGUACACCCGACUACAAACCAGCGAGUCGCCGCACGCGGCGAGCUCUUCAUUGAGGGUAGAGAGAUGGUGAAUACGUACGAGGAGGAGAAUUCGCCUUUUGAACAGCGGCGCAAGUUCGAGGACCAGCUGCGGUUUAGUCGCGAUGCGAAGGAGCCCGGUGAGAUGGAUGAGAGCUACCUCGCGGCCUUGGAGUGGGGUCUCCCGUCUACCGGGGGGUGGGGUUGUGGCAUUGAUCGACUUUGUAUGCUUUUCACGGGAGCCAAGCGCAUUGGGGAUGUUUUGCCGUUUGGGAGUUUGAGGGCUGUGACACGGAAGUCUUGAAUGAUGUAGAUGAGAAUGGGUUAUAUAGGCCCAUGUCACAUUUUGUAUAGAUAGUCCCGGACAUUGUACUUUUAGAUUAAAUUCC